AUGUCAAGUCAAGGCAAUGUUUGGAAGUCUUCACACAAGCAAACAAUAACAGCAAAGGCCCUUGCUGGCGCUGAAACAUGGCAUGCAACCCAGACAGGCUCUCGUCCAAGGCCUCCCAAGUCACCAAAGAACUCUAAACGGAAAAGAUGGAUGGUCAGUGACGAAGACUCUGAUAGCAGCAAUGAGAGCCUCCAUGAAUGUCAGUGUACCUCAAAGAAGAAGAAAAAUGCCAGCUCCAAACAUAGUCAGAAAGAGAAAAGCACCACAGUGGAGAUUGAAGAAUCUGAUGCUAAGAGUGGUGAGGAAACCAAGAAUGAUGAUGGUGAAAAUGCUGAGGGGAGCGAUUUGGGUGUACAGCACAAGGCCAAUAUUCCAGCUCCAUUGGCAACAAAGAAACAGUGGGCCAAUGAUCUACUUACUGUGUUCACACAGAAAUGCACGGUGAAGUUUGUUGGUAUUGAUGGUGUGGUGGAUAUGAAGAGAGGGCGCUAG
Suillus fuscotomentosus is the source of this 492-nucleotide messenger RNA. RefSeq lists its product as uncharacterized. Bases 1 to 492 code for a protein of 163 amino acids. Lineage: Eukaryota; Fungi; Basidiomycota; Agaricomycetes; Boletales; Suillaceae. The transcript has 3 exons. The record is from RefSeq and is a predicted model, not a curated record.